AUGGUCAAGAUCCUCCCCGAAGACACCGAUGACGUAUGGUUCGUCUACGACCUCAUCUCCCGUGGCGAUGUCAUCAUCGCCACCACCACCCGCAAUGUCAAGGAGUACAGCUCUCGCGUCAGGCUCAGCCUUGGAAUCUCGGUCACCACCGUCGAAUACCACAAGGACUGCCUGUGCGUGCACGGCACAACCCUCACCAGCCAGUACAUCAAGAAGGGUUCGUUCCACACAGUUUAUAUCGAGAUCAACAAAGAGUUUGAAAUUUACAGGGAGGUCUGGGACAAAGCAUCGGUCGAGAAACUGCUGCUAGGGUCCAAAAACGUUGCCGGAGCCGACCUCGCCGUGGUUCUGCUGCAGCCAACUGGGUUCACACAAGUGUUCUUGGUAGGUCUCAGACAGACCAAGCUAUGUGCCAAGGUCGAGAGUCGCUCCAACCCUCACAAGUACUUCGAGAAUAUUUUCCGGGCUUUCGUGAAGCACGUCGACCUGAGCGUCGUACGGUUGAAGGUGAAGUCAGUGGAGAACAACAAGCAACGCAUUGUCGUUUUCAACACGAGGAACAAAGGGAAAGACGGCAGCAUUAGACUCAAUGAGGUUUUGCAUGACAGUAUUGUGAUGAACUUGAUCAAGGACACCAAAGCUGUGAUGGAGAUCAAGGCUUAUAAGGACUUUUCGGAUUUGCUAACGACGGAUUUGGAUCGAGUAUGUUAUGGUGCCAAGAAUGUGAAGAUGGCGCAUGAGUUAAAAGCCAUUGAAACGCUCCUGAUUACCGAUGAUCUGUAUGAGAGUGUGGAAAGUGCGACGAGAUAUAAGUCUGUGGAGUUUGUGGAGUCGGUGAAGAAGGCAGGAGGGAAGGCAUUUGUGUUUUCGUCGAAGCAUGUAUCUGGAGAGGAGCUAGCUAAUCUGACCGGCAUUGCGGCAAUUUUGAGGUUUCCACUGCCUUAUCUAGAUGAAAUUGUUUCUUAG
Molecule: messenger RNA, 966 nt
Organism: Argentina anserina (silverweed cinquefoil)
Lineage: Eukaryota; Viridiplantae; Streptophyta; Magnoliopsida; Rosales; Rosaceae
Product: protein PELOTA 1-like
Exons: 2
Coding region: 1-966 (321 amino acids)
Biological process (GO): ribosome disassembly; nonfunctional rRNA decay; nuclear-transcribed mRNA catabolic process, non-stop decay
Cellular component (GO): cytoplasm
Source: RefSeq, a predicted model, not a curated record